AUGACUGAGAUGGAAAGAUUGUUAGUGCUUUGGCUGGAUGACCAGCAUCAAGGGUGUAUCCCAGUUGGCCUGAUGUUGAUUCAGGAGGAGGCUAAAAGAUUGUUUGAGGCCUUGAAAAAAGAAAAGGGGGAAGGGAGUGAAAGGGAAGAGUUUGUGGCUAGUAAAGGCUGGUUGAUGCGUUUUAAGGCUUGUGCUAAUUUGCAUAAUCUUAAGGUGCCAUGGGAAGCUGCUAGUGGUGAUGGGAAAGCAGCUGGUGAUUUUCCUAGUGCGUUGGCUGAGAUAAUUAGGGAGGGGGGUUACUGUGAUAAACAAGUGUUCAAUGUGGAUGAGACAGGCUUGUUCUGGAAGCCUAUGCCUACACGUACCCACAUUGCCAAGGAGGAGAAGACAGCAUCAGGCCAUCAAGCCAGCAAGGAGAGAUUGACUUUGCUACUUGGGGCCAAUGCUGCUGGUGACUUCAAGCUGAAGCCCUUGGUGUGUCUGGCCGAGAAUCCAAGGGCACCCAAGGGCAUAUGGAAGAGUCAACUACCUGUCAUCUGGAAAUCUAACAAGAAGGCCUGGGUGACACUUAGCGUAUUUGAGGACUGGCUCACCAACCAUUUUGUGCCAGAAGUGAAGGACUACUGUGCUUCCAAGGGGCUGCCCUUUAAGGUGUUGCUAGUGCUGGGCAGUGGCCCUGGUCACCCUGCCGAUCUGAAUGACUUUCAUUCAAAUGUCAAGGCCUACUACCUCCGAAGGACAUUUGCUAUGGCUUUUAGGGCAACUGAGGAUAAAGAGUUGACUCUCAGUGACUUUUGGAAAUCUUACAAUGUUCUUGCUGCUGUAAAAAACAUUUCUGAUUCUUGGGAUGAAGUUAAGCAGAUGAACUUGAAUGGUGUUUGGAAAAAAUUGUGUCCCCAGUUUGUGAAUGAUUUCCAUGGCUUUGAGGAUUCAGUUGAGGUUGUCAUCCAGAAUGUUGUUGAGCUGAGUAAGCAGCUUGAUUUGGAGGUGGAGGCUGAGGAUGUCACAGAGCUGCUGGCAUCUCAUGGAGAGGAGCUAUCUACAAAGGACCUCAUUCAACUGAAACAGCAGUUAAUUGAAGAGGAAGACACACCAACCCCAGAGCCCAAGAGAUUUACAAGCAAGGAACUGGCAGGGGCCUUUGCCAUGAUAGAGGAUGCCUUGGCAAGGUUUGAGGCUCAGACCCCAACAUUGACAG
Molecule: messenger RNA, 1198 nt
Organism: Myotis lucifugus (little brown bat)
Lineage: Eukaryota; Metazoa; Chordata; Mammalia; Chiroptera; Vespertilionidae
Product: tigger transposable element-derived protein 1-like
Exons: 2
Cellular component (GO): nucleus
Molecular function (GO): DNA binding
Source: RefSeq, a predicted model, not a curated record